Molecule: messenger RNA, 5253 nt
Organism: Gigantopelta aegis
Lineage: Eukaryota; Metazoa; Mollusca; Gastropoda; Neomphalida; Peltospiridae
Product: zinc finger protein 420-like
Exons: 3
Coding region: 424-3510 (1028 amino acids)
Cellular component (GO): nucleus
Source: RefSeq, a predicted model, not a curated record
AUGAAGAACAUCUUUGGUGAUUUAUUUGAUCUUGAUGCAUCAGUUUAAUCCAAAAUGUCGGAGAGCUGUUGUUUUUGUCGGACCAGUAUGAUGGUUCUCAGCAAAACAUUGCUCUUUAAAGUGAUGGCCAUGGAUGUUUUCUUUUACAGUCGGUGAUUUGCAUGAAGGUCCAUGCUUGUGUCUGGCCUUCGGCUGUUGUAUUUUUAGUUAUGGUUAGGGAUGUGAGGAUAGAAAUGCAUACAAAGUCUACUAGUUGUCAGAAUUAUGAACUGCAUACAUACUUGAUUAAUUUGAAUCUUAAUAAGAGAAGCAAAUAAUAUUUUAGUGAUCAUGAAUAUUUUCGUGAUCAUGAAAUAAAUUUAAUAAACACUAAACUGCGAUCAUUUUUUUUAAAGUUUUUUUUUUUUUUUUAAAUAAAGAGACAUGACCUCUCUUCACUUUAAGGAAGAGAUCUGUGAAAUGAGGACAUCAUCUUCUAACCUUGACCUUAAAGACUGUGCAGACAAAUGUCAGACAGGGUGUAAUGACUAUUCCAGAACCAUGAUUACUCGCAGAAAAAGGAGAUGUGCAAAACAAGGUUUGGAACAGUCUAAGGAAAGAAUCACAUAUUUUGAAAGGGAACUUAAUGAAGAUUAUGAGGUCACCGGUGAUAAAAUUAAAAUUAAAGAUGAAAAAGUGGAAAGCACUGCUGAAAAUUGUGAUGAAUCGGCCGUCUUGAUAACCAAAAAAAUGCAUGACACCAGGCAUGAAGAUCUAAACACAUGUGGAGAUGGUCUGUUAAAAUGUGAAACAUGGUCCAGGAACAGCGAGCAAUCAAAUGGAACAUUAUAUAAUUCAACAGACAGUCUAAUGGAGGAGGAACUGCCCCGAGAGAAGAGGUAUCAGUGCAGCAUCUGUGAGCGACUGUUUGGUUAUUUUGGUAUGUUUCAGAAGCACAUGAGAACCCACUCUGAUGCCACCGACUACUCGUGCUGUACCUGCUCUCAGGCCUUUAUUGAACUCCACGACCUGUUCGAUCAUUUCAGCGAUGUUCAUCCCGAGUUUGAAAGACUGUUUUGUAAGAGAAAGCAGUUCCGCUGCGAUAUGUGUGAGAAGAGGUUCAAGAGUGCCUGUCACCUUACCAAUCACGUCCGGACACAUACAGGAGAAAAACCAUUCGAAUGUCUGGUGUGCGGCGCAGCGUUUGUCGAACAGAGUGGAUUAAACAGACACAGGAAGAGGAGUCAUGUUGGCAUGAGCCGAGAGGACUACGAGAGGCUGUUCUCGUUCACCUGUGAUCAGUGCCCGAAACGAUUUGACAGCGGACAGAGGCUCGUCCUGCACCGAGAGAACCACUACAAGACAUUCCGAUGUGACAGGUGCGAUCAGGCCUUCCUUACAGACCAGGCGCUGGAGACUCACACCAAACGGAUGCACUACGUUGUCAGAGACCAGACGAAUGCGUGGGGCAGCGGAAAGAGCAAGUACACCUGUGCGUGGUGCUGCAGACGCUUCAAGUGCUCGACGCACCUCGAAAACCAUGAGAGGAUCCACAGCGGGAUUAGACCGUUCGCUUGUGAUAUUUGCGAGAGGACGUUUGCGGAGGUCGGUGGACUGAGGCGGCACAACCGGCUGAUGCAUGUGAGGAAGAACCCCGUCAGCACGAGAACGGACAAACCUUUCAAGUGUGAAGACUGCGGAAAGUGUUUCAGAGACGCAGCUCUUCUUCAGUCUCACUCCUCGAUACACGUCAUCGACAAACCAUAUAAAUGUGAUAUCUGCGAAGUCCGAUUUGCGAAACCUAAUCAGGUUGUAAAACACCAGCAAAUCCAGCAUUCUGAUAAUACUGACAUUUUAAAGACACAGUUAACCAACUCCAGUCAGUCAUCAGAUAUUCAUUCUGAUAAUACUGUUAUUUUAAAGACACAGUUAAGUAACUCCAGCCAGUCAUCAGAUAUUGAUUCUGAUAAUACUGACAUUUUAAAGACACAGUUAACCAACUCCAGUCAGUCAUCAGAUAUUCAUUCUGAUAAUACUGUUAUUUUAAAGACACAGUUAAGUAACUCCAGCCAGUCCUCAGAUAUUGAUUCUGAUAAUACUGACAUUUUAAAGACACAGUUAACCAACUCCAGUCAGUCAUCAGAUAUUCAUGCAGUGGAAUAUCAAAGUGAUGUAAUUAUCAAAACUGAGCCUGAUAAGUCAUCAAUAUUUUUUGACAUACACAAGAAUAUCUUCAAAACCGACAAACCCUAUGUGUGUGGAUUCUGUGGUGAAUCAUUUGGGGAUAUCCACGGCAGAUAUCUACACAUGAGGACCCAUGACAGCAUGGACAUCAACCAUGAGAUAUCCAUGCGACUGCAUGAUCAAGUUCUUAACAUGAACCAUAAAACCAACCAAGACUCUGAGGAAGAGGAUUCCAAUCCCAUUGUUUCUGAAUGUCGGGCACUGCUGAACAUUGAUGCUGCUUCCCUCGAUGAGAACACUGGUAGCUUGUAUAGCUUCUCUGGCAUCAUGCAGCCAACCAAGGAAAGACCUUUCCAGUGUGAUCACUGUCAGAAGACGUUCAUCCGAGCCAUUCAUCUUCAUAAUCAUAUCAUGACCCACACUGGAGAACGACCUUUUAAGUGUGAUCUUUGUGGAAAAGGCUUCAUAGAGCCCAGCAAACUCGCUCGACAUCAUAGGACUCACGAAAAGAAGAACGCCGACUCCAUCUCACCAGGGAGUGUUCCAGGUGACAUCAAACCCAAUACAGAUGAUGGCCAAGAACUGGAAUCACGGACUGACAAGCCAAUAGAGAACCGUGAUGGUGAUUGUGUUACUGAGGGUCCCAUUGACCCCAGUGUGAAAAUACUUAAAAAGUGGACAAAGUUUCACUUCUGCCAGGGCUGCAAGCAGACCUACACACAUUCAGAGAACCUCACCCUGCAUGUCAAGUACAACAGCGAAGGCGGACCCUUUCAGUGUACCCAGUGUUUAGCUAAGUACAGUCUCAAGUGCGAACUGAACAAACAUCUACGCAAGCACAUAAUGACGAGAGUCAUCAAAGACAGCAAGCCACGGAGACAGAAGAUAUUUCCUUGUGACCUGUGCAGGAGUGAGAAGGUCUUCACCAGCAGAGCCAACCUGAAGGCUCACAUGCGAGUGCACACGGGCGAACGUCCAUACAUCUGUGAUGUAGCAGAGUGUCGCAUGGCCUUCAAGCAGCAGUGUCAGAAGACUAGACACAUGAGGACACAUUCAGGUAAACGAGAGUUUGUUUGCGAGUUCUGCGGAAAGGACUAUGCCGACCCGGCAACUCUGAAAGGUCACAUCCGGAUUCACACGGGCGACAAGCGUUACAAGUGUGAGGUGUGCAGCAAGGCAUUCACCGAGUCGUGCAAGCUGACCCGCCACCGCCGCGUGCACACCGGCGAGAAGCCCUACACGUGCAGCUACUGCGGAAACCUGUUUACAUCGUCGGGGAACCUGCGUGACCAUGAGAGAAUCCACACCGGACAGAUGCCAUACCACUGUGACGUGUCUUCAUGGUAGCAUGUCAAAGCUGUGGUGUAUUCUGUUCCAUAUGUGCAGAGUGCAUAUAAUACAUCCCUUGUCACUAACCAGGAGUUGACCUUGGAAUGGCAGCAAGGUUUUCGUGCCAUUUAACAAACUGUUUUAAGUUUUUAGCAUUCAUACUUAUUAAAGCAAUCAUUAAUUGUUUCGGUUCAAAUUUGAAGUUUCAUUGUCACUGUUUUACUGAGGACUACUCUAUGUACUAAGUUGCAGAUCUAUCUGUUGGCGUGCUACUAAUGGAAAAAUGUAGCGGGUUUCAUCUGAUGACUACGAGUCAUAAUUAUCAAAUGUUUGACAUCCAGUAGCCGAUGAUUAAUUAAUCCAUGUGCUCUAGUGUUAUUAAACAGAACAAACAAACUAAGCUCCGUAAGUGAAUAAUUAUUCAUGAAUUCGAAUAAUGAAAAUGAAUUCACUAAGUUAGCAAGGUAUAUGGUUCAUGCUAGACUAACGAAUACGUAUCACGGAAAGGCUUUAUGUAGUGCAACAAAUACAUAAGUGAAUCGUCUUCAUCCCUAAUGAUGCCUCAUCAAAUACUUUAGCAAAUACAUCGUACAAACAUUUACUCACCAUUUGUUUUGGUUUUUUGUUUUGUUAAGUUUACUUUGUUUAAAAAAUUAAGAUUAACAACAGUAGUUAGAUAAAAUCAUUUUGUGUACUAAAAUAUCUGGAUAUAUCUUCCACAACAAUUUGAUUCUCACGGUUUUGUCAGGCACUUAAAAUAUGUCUGGAAACAAAUGGUCCGCUUUCAGAAUUAAAAUAUACAGGUUUAUACAUACAGAGUUUCUGGUGGUGCAAAAACAAAAUAGAAAAGGUCCACUUGGUUCAUAUUCGAACACACACACCCCACCCCCACCCCAGGUCCAGCUCACGCCACGCCCCUGAUAAUGGACAUUUUACAUGAUUAACAUUUUGUUCAACAAUCUUAGGUAAAGUUGAAAUAUUCAACAGUAAUUGACAAAAUAGAAUAAUCAUGCAGAAACGGCAUUAAUAUGUUUUUUGUCUGAGUGAUUUACCAAUCAACGUAUCCUGGUUUUGCAAUUGACCGUAACAAUAGGUUAGUACCUUAUCAAUGGAAAAUCUUUUGUCAUUAGUACUUUAUCAUGGACAAAGUUUCAUAAUUAGUACUAUAUCAAGGGGACAUUUGCCUGGUUACUUUGUCAGGAGAAAAUCUGCCUGGUUACUUUAUCAAGAGAAAAUCUUCCUGGUUACUUUAUCAAGAGAAAAUCUGCCUGGUUACUUUAUGAAGAGAAAAUCUGCCUGGUUACUUUAUCAAGAGAAAUAUCAAGAGAAAAUCUUCCUGGUUGUCAUGGGAAAAUUGUGUAAUUAGUACUGUAUGAUGGGAAAAUCUGUGAUAGUACUAUAUACAUAUACAGUGAAACCUCUCAAAACCGGACCCCCUGUAAACCAGAAUUCCCUCAAAACUGGACCCUCUGUAAACUGGAAUUCUCUCAAAACCGGACGCUCUGUAACCCGAAUUUUCUCGGUCCCUUUUAAAAGUCGGUACAGAACAGAACCUCUCUAAACCGGAUACCUUUUAAAACCAGACAUUUUACUUGGUCCCUAGGGUGUCCGGUUUAGAGGGGUUUCACUGUAUAGGGAAAAUCUGUGUGCAGCUGCUUGCUUAUAAUGUACUGUAUGUGUAUGUGUAUAUGUUUGUUAUUUGCAAUGUUGCAUUGUGGGCAUUAAACAUUUAAAAAUAAAAAGUUCAGUUAUUUCAAUAAC